AUGAGCAAAGAUUGUUCUUACCCUUACUUUGAUCCAGAUUUUGAUACUCACUCUGAAAGAAUAUAUGGCCCGCUUUGCCAAGUUAGCAUCGACAAUGAAAGAAUGGAAGAUUGCACAGUUGUUAAGGUUAAUAGGGUUAACAAGCAUGGUGUUCUUCUACUAGACAUGGUAAUGGUUUUGACAGAUAUGAACUUUCAAAUCAUCAAAAGUUUUACUUCAUCUGAUGCUCUUUGGUGCAUGGAUGUAUUUCAUGUUAGAGAUGAAUAUGGCAACAAAUUAACCGACCAGAAAGUCAAUGAUUACUUCGACCAGGUACUACAAAUAAUUCAAUAUUAAAUAAAAAAAUAUGCUUAGAAUAUUGAAAUCAUCCGCAAGGGAGUGCAAGAAUACUUCACAGUCAUUGAAAUUACAAUACAAGACUAUCCUAGCUUAUUUUUCGAGAUCUUUACCGCCCUCGUCGAUCUCUGUUGCAACAUUGUUGAAGCUCAUGCAUGCAGCUACAAUACUAUGUUAACAUGUGUUGCUUACAUCUCAGACCAAUCCAAUAAUUCCUCCAUCGACGACCCUUCUCGCUUAACUAUCAUUAAGGACCGUCUUACGACCGUCCUUCGGGGAACCACCAAUUCUAACAUUGGUAGCAUCAACAUCAACAUCCCUAGUGUUAAGAUUUCAAAGCUUCUUGGAUUCAAAGGUACCGUGACAUGCACUAUUGAAAGGAGGUUGCACCAAGUUAUGGUUUUGGAAGCAAAUUUAGAGAUGGAAAAUGAGAAGAGGAUGGUGAGAGUUGAAAGUUGUGACCGAAGGGGUUAUUUAAUAGUGAAUGUUGAGUUUAAGGAUCGUCCUAGACUCAUGUUUGAUGUUGUUUGUACCUUAACUGACCUCGAAUAUGCCAUUUUUCAUGCUUCCACCAUUUCUCGUGGUGGUUGUGCAUUCCAUGUAUAUACUUUUAUUCAUAUUGUGUAUAUAAAAUCUUAUAUGUUUCCUUAAUCACUUCUAUUAUAUAUAAUACUCACAUUUUUAGUUUAUGUUGAUGAAUUUACAG
This is a messenger RNA of Lathyrus oleraceus (garden pea), 1042 nucleotides long. Its product is annotated as ACT domain-containing protein ACR2-like. The transcript has 4 exons. The record is from RefSeq and is a predicted model, not a curated record. NCBI's taxonomy places the organism in Eukaryota, Viridiplantae, Streptophyta, Magnoliopsida, Fabales, Fabaceae.